Messenger RNA from Eublepharis macularius, 7120 nucleotides. It is a transcript of the gene MAML1, whose product is annotated as mastermind like transcriptional coactivator 1. The transcript is spliced from 5 exons. Lineage: Eukaryota; Metazoa; Chordata; Lepidosauria; Squamata; Eublepharidae. Gene Ontology annotation, molecular function: transcription coactivator activity. Gene Ontology annotation, biological process: positive regulation of transcription of Notch receptor target; Notch signaling pathway. Bases 251 to 3430 code for a protein of 1059 amino acids. Gene Ontology annotation, cellular component: nucleoplasm; nuclear speck. The record is from RefSeq and is a predicted model, not a curated record.
AGGCUGGGGGAAGGGCGGUAGGAGGCGGAAGGUCGGGCGCGGGUGGACAGGCCUCAGCUAAGUCGAAGGCUGGUCACGUCGCGAGGGGUGCGGGGCACCGCCGUUUGGAAAGGGCGGCGGCAAGAGCAGCAGAAGAAUUGGGGUGAGGGCUGCCCUGCGCCCUUCGAUGUUCGUCAUGGCGGUUUGAAGAGGCGGUUGGUGUGGAGAGACCCUUCGGCCGCUCCCCUCUGUUCUCUCGCUUUCUCGGCUCAUGGUUCUGCCCCCUUGUCCCAUGGCUGACUUCGUGGUGCCGCGGCACAGCGCGGUAAUGGAGCGGCUCCGCCGGCGGAUCGAGCUAUGCCGGCGGCACCACAGCGCUUGUGAGUCCCGCUACCAGGCCGUGUCCCCGGAGCGCUUGGAGCUGGAGCGUCAGCAAACCUUCGCUCUUCAUCAGCGGUGCUUGCAGGCCAAGGCGAAGCGGGCCGGGAAGCACCGCCAGCCGCCGCCGGCAGCACCCCCUCCAGCUGCUCCUUCGCAACCGCCUGCCUCUGUUCCGGCCCCGGCCUCCGCGGGCUCCGCCGUUACCUCCACUUCUUCCGACAGGCCCGGAGCCAAUGGCCUGGACGCCGACACCGCGGGCGGUGAACAGCAGCAACAGCAUCCGGGCCGCAGCAGCGCCCUUAUCGCGCAGCUUCAUGAAACAGUGAAAAGGAAACUUGAUAGUUCUGUUUCCCCUCAGAAUGGUGACCAGCAGAAUGGCUAUGGGGAGAUGUUUUCUGUGCCCAAGAAAUUGCGUCAUGAUGAUGGUCUUGGUAGCUUGAGUGGCUCCUCCAAUGGACUUCCUCCUGUAUCUCCUCUGCACCAGUUGGACAGCAAAUCUUCCAGUGGAGAUGUUUUGCAGCUUAAUGGAAAACAUUCCAUGGGCCUAGAUGGCAUCAGCAAAAAGUGUCUGCGGGACUCUAAUGUACAACUGAAUGGAAGCAGUGAUGCUGAUGACUCUUUUAGUAUUGCUUUGAACAAGGAGCUCAAACAAGAACCAGAUGACCUUCCUUGUAUGAUUCCUGGAGCAGGAGGUUCUAUAUCUCAGAACAACUUGAUGUCUGAUCUUAACCUUAAUGAGCAAGAGUGGAAGGAGCUCAUUGAUGAACUUAAUAGGUCAGUCCCAGAUGAAGACAUGAAAGAUCUGUUUUCGGAGGACUUUGAGGAGAAGAAGGAUGCUGACUCUUCAAAUUCAGCUGCACAAACUCCAUUGCCACAAGACGUCAUUAUAAAGACCGAAUUUUCUCCAGCUGAUUUUGAGCAAGAGCAGAUGGGGUCUCCACAAGUCAGGUCUAGUUCCUCUGGCACAGCCUUCAUUGGGAACUCUUCUGUACCUGUUAGUGCUGCUUCUCCAGUGGUUAGUAAUUCUCAGAGUAUGUUUCAGCCAUCUAAUCAGUCAGUAACCGAAAAUACUAACCACCAGUCUAUGAUGCAGCCAUCAAACCAGUCUCAGAAUGUGCAGAGGCCUCUAUCUAAUUCUGUAUUACCUGGACAGAGUACAGGAAGUGCCAAAGACAUGUCAUCUGCUCAGCAACUUCAGCAGAUAGCUGCCAAGCAGAAGAGAGAUCAGUUGUUGCAGAACCAACAGCAAGUCCACCAACCCAGUCAGAUUUCCAGUUGGCAGCAAUCUGGACCUUCUCAUAGUCCAUUAGCUGUUUCAUAUAGUAUGGAAAAUCCUACUAGCCCUUCAGUUUACCAACAGGACUUCAGUAACCAGAAACUUAUGAUGCCUAAUAUGCCAAACAAGAGUUCUCCCAGGGCUGGAAACAGUUAUUCUGGAAAUAUUCUAAGCCAUCAGCCAAAUAGUUUAAACCAGAACUCUGUAUCUAGUCAAAGCUCUGUAUUGGACUAUGGGAACACAAAACCUCUUUCACAUUACAAAGAAUGUGUGCAGGGGGUUACAGUACCUGGACAAAACAAGACUCCCAUGUUGGCAUAUAUGCAGCAGCGUCAACAGGCUCCACUGCCUCAUAUGAAUGAUGAGCAGAAUGGGAUGUUUGUAAUGAAGCAGAAGUCUGGAAAUAUUGUCUACAGACCUCUAGUACCACAUAGCCAGGAUCAGAAUUCUUCAGCUAAUGUUCCUCGCAUUCCUGUUUCUGUUCCUGGCCCUGGUGUGAAUACACAGCCUCCCAAUGUUUCCAUGGCAGGUAACCAUGGCAGUACAGCCUAUCUCAACAGUCAGCAGCAAGCAGCUGUAAUGAAGCAGCACCAAAUGCUACUAGAUCAGCAGAAACAGAGAGAACAGCAGCAAAAGCAUUUAUUAAUGGAGCAACAGAAACAGUUUCUAAUGGGACAGAGACAACUUCUCGCUGAACAGGAAAAGCAAAGGCACCAUCGAGAGCAACAGCUCCAGAGGCAUCUGACUCGGCCACCACCUCAAUACCAAGACCAGACUCAGAAUCCUUACCCACAGCAGGUUGCACAGUUCACAGGCUCAUCACCAGCGAUGGCAGGGGUGAAUAAUUUAGGCCAGUCCAACUCCAGCAGUCCACGCAUGUUUUCUCAGACUCAGAACAUGAUUCAGAUUGCAACAGGGCACAGUGCUGUCACAUCAAGCUCCAGUCAGCAAGAUCAAGGUGUGAAUCAGUAUCCUGGCAUGCAGAACAUUCAGCGUACUGGUUUGUACAGCAUGACAUCUGGUAUGACACAGAUGGUUCAGCAGCAUGCAAAUUCGAGUGCCAGCGGACAGCCACAGAUGCCAAGACAAUCCAGCCUGGCCCAGGGCACUGCUCAUCCUGCUGGUUAUGGACAGGGCCCCUUAGGAAAUGCAGGCAUUUCUCAGCAACACAGUAAAGGAGCUCUGAAUCCUAGCUUAUCUAAGCCACAGAUGGCAAGAAUGCCAACAACUAUUGGGGCUCAAAAUCCAUCAUGGCAGCACCAGGGUAUGUCAAACAUGAACAACCAGGCACAAGGGAAUAAUGGCUUAGGGACAUUUACAGCAAGCUCUGCUUUCCUUAUGCAGCAGACUCACCUAAAGAUGACCAAUCAACAGUUUGCACAAGGGAUGCCUCAGGUAAGUCUCAGCACCAGCAGGCCAAUGGCCUCCAUGAACUCGGCUGUCUCUGGACAGAUGCUGCCAUCUAUGGGUGCCCAACAAAGGACAAACCCUCCUACCCAGCAGGGAGUACCAUCACAACAGAUUUUGCCAGGCAUGAGUCAGGCUGUCCCAGAUCUGACUGCAUUCAGCCAAAAUCAAAGUCAGCAACUGCCCAACAGAGCCAAUCUGCACUGUAGUCAAGGUUAUCCAGUGAGGACGACUGGUCAGGAUUUAUCUUUUGCCUACAGCAGCCAAUCUGGCAAUAAUGGAUUGCAGAGCUUAACUGGGGAUACAGAUCUCAUAGACUCUUUGUUGAAAAGCAGGACUUCAGAAGAGUGGAUGAAUGACUUGGAUGAAUUGUUAGGGACUCAUUAAAAUUAGAUUUGAGGGAUUUUCUGGAUCUUUUGAAUUGCAUAUUAUACUUGGACCAAAUACCUGUGGCAUUUAGAAGAUUCACAGGCACUAGUGGGAAUGUAUUAGAGCUGCUCCCUUCUGGGUCUAAGACAUGAGAAUUAAACACCAAUAUGAUAUCAAAGAGCAUAGUCAUUUUUGUAGUGUAUUUGGAACACUGCACAUGACAAAAGUCCGGGUCAGUUUGGUGUACAUUGAAUGAGACCUUCAAAAAUUUCAUUUUUAUAUUUUUGGUAUUAAAGAGUAAAUGCGAACCUGUGCUGUGGUGGUGCAGAAAGUAACCCAGUAAGGAGACUCCAAAUAUUCAGUGUUAAGGCAAUCUUUCCUGCAGUUAGCACGUCACAGCUUCUUUAUCCUAGCUUGGCCGGUUAGUUAUUGCAAUUAGCACCCUACCUAUUUUUUCUGAAGAGAGAAUGUUCAACAUUUCUUCCUUUGCAGGAUCCACUCUAGUUUGUUAGGGCAAUCUUGUAUUCACCAGUGAUAUGUAUUUCACAACAAGCAAUAUGGAAGAUGUCAAAAUAACAAUAACUACUAAUGAGUUUAUAUGUUGGAGAUUGUCAGCUGUUAACAUGGCCAGCAGUCAGUUUGUAUAAAUGUAAACUGGGGGUCCCAGUCUUAAUGGGCUUUAGCUAAGCAAUUUGCACUCUGCUGUGGAGGAAGACUGAGCUCUUGGUUUUUACAUUUUUUUAAAAAAAAGAGUCUGACUUAAAAUCUAGUAUGUGCACUUUUCUUAUCUUCUUUCCAGCAUUCAUUGUGUUUAAAUGAGUGUGUUGGGAUGACUUUUCCUCGUUGAUUCAGAGGGCAUUUAAAAUUAUAAUUUUUUGUUGCCACACACAUGCUGUACCAGUAAGCACAGGAUCUGUUAUUUUUGGUGAAGCGUGUGAAGGAAACUUUGUGCCUUGGAAGUUGUAAGUAACAAUAAAAACUUUGCAAUAAUGGCAUAGGGAAUUGGGGGGUGGGGGGAAUGAGAAGGCUUAAUACUUUAUUAAAGGUUGUCCCAUUGUAAAAGUCCUCCACACCCCCUUUGAAAAUGCUUGUUCUAUGGUUUGAUCUCUUUAGAAAUACAUAGACUAAUCUCCAGUGAAGUAGAUGCUGCUAUUUCAUCAUGGUCCGUGGAGACUCUUUAAUGGAUGUUUAGGGUCCAUUCCGUACAUGGCAAGGAAAAGAGAGUUGUCUUUAACAUGUUACCAAAAAUACUUCUGCUUGCCAACAAGCUACCCUUUGCCUUAACCUUUAGGUUCUAAAGGUAAUAAAUUUGAAAGUUGUUUUAGAUGCAAAGAUACCUCUCUGUUCCCUGAUCAGUUUUUAGUUUGAUUUUUUAAAACAAGAUUGUUUGCCUCCUAUUAUAAGGAUUCUUAAUUAUUUCCUAAUACUUUUAAUUAAUAAUCAAAGAAUUUCCUUCACAAAAGGCACAUCCAGGAGUAUAUUUAAGCAAGGCAAGUUUGGAGAUUUGAGAUCAGGGAGGAGAACAAGUAAAGGAAAACAGUUGAACCAUAGGAAGGAAAUAUUUUACCAUAUCUGCAGUGUUUUUCUGAAAUGUGCACUUUGGGAAAAAAAUCUGCUUUAACACUACUCUUUAUUUAAUCUUUUCCCAAUUUACAUAUGGACAUUAGUUUUGUUAUAUAUGCUUGCCACCCCUGAGUGAGUUAUGUAUGCUGUGCUAAACAGAUUUUUGUAUCAUAUCAUGAUGGACUGUUUAUGGGGAUAAAUGGUGAAAGUUGUGUGUUGAGUGGUUCCAUUGCUGAAUGUCCAAAAUUAAGCAAGUUACAUUGCUUGUAUGACUUUUAAAACAUUGUUUUCUAGGGGAUUGUUAAUUUAAUGAAUUAAACUUUGAUAUCACUGAUAUUGUUAGUAAAUUAGGUUAGGGUUACAUUUACUAAUCUUUUCUGCAAGUCAGCAGUUGAGCAAAAUUAUUUGUAAGCUUGGUUUUAUCAAAGAAAUGGUCUAAGAUGAAUGUCAUCAGGAAAAUCUCCUGUUGAUCUCUGUAGCUGCUCUUUUGCCCAGGGAGAAGGGGAGGUGAUACUACUUGUUUUGUAAAUAUUAGGAAAUUUUGCACCAGUGUGCCUUCCUUUCUUAUUGGAGGUGCUUGGGACCUCAUAUUUCUUAACUGUUGUCUAGGUUCUGCUGAUUUCCCUCUUAGGAACACUGAAAAAUGGCAGUGUUGAAGAAAUUUAUAUGCUUUAGAUUUGUAGUUAGAUUUGUCAACUGGAAUUUAAAGUUUUUAAAAUGCCACCUCUUAUGUUUCUAAUUCUACAGUCAGAUUUCUGUAGCAAAUUUAACAUUCUUGCAACAAAAUAAAGAUAAAAUAUUGAUGGGAUAUAUCUCCUCCCUAUCUUUAUUCUGGUUACAUAGGGUUUGUCAGCUGUUACCACAUGCUGUUUAACUUUUGUUCAAAUGUAGUCUUAAACAAACGAAUCUAGAAUAUUCUUGGAGCGGCAUAUGUUAAAUAUCGAUUUCAAAAAGGAUUUACAAACUUUUAAAUUACAGCACACAGUGGCAAUUUGGUAUCUGUCCCAAGCAAAGUUAUCUAAUUUUUUAAAAGGUGGCUUUGGUGGAAUAAUAUUCAGGUGCUGUUCAGUGAUCAUUAAGUUUGGGGGCUCAGGUCUGAGCCACUGCCCUUCAGUUAUUUGUAGCAGUUCAUAAAAGAUUAUAUGCACUUGGGUUUCCAUUUGCUGCAGCUUCAGAGCAAUAAGAUGUGGCUCCUCUGAGCUUUACCUAGCCAACUGCCUCGACUUUAUUUAUAGACUGUGGUUAUGGACAGGUGAAAGGGGGUGAGAAUGUCACUGUUCAACAUCCACUGCCUUCCAAAACCCCACUACUCAAUUGAAAAGGGUGCUUGAUUUUCUAUUCUACACAUUUUCUUUGUGUAAAUAAAUGUUUACAAUUUUAUAUUAAAGACUGAAUAAGAGUUAGAUCAUCUGAGUGUAUAUUUUUUACUUUUUUAUAGAUUUUAAAACUAUAAUUCUGUGUGUGUGUGUGUGUGUGUGUGUGUGUGUUGGGGUGAUUAAUGUAAUUUUUUCUUUUGUUUAAAUGGUUCAGUUCAAAUUUGAUGCUAACUUCUUGUCAUUGAAAUGUAUAAAGAGCCCAUUAAUCCCCUUUUUCUUUAACUGCAAUUACUAUGGCACACCAAAAAGAAAUCUUUCACUUCUUUUUUGUCAUUAUAAAAAAUAAAUAUUUUGCUAGUGUAUUAAACAAAUGGUUGUGGAUUUUUGAGCUGAACAAAAAGGUCUGCAUUAUCUUUGCUGUGCAACUAAUUAUUUAAAUUCUGUUCCUACUUUUGUGAUAGAAAGCAAACUUUUCUCCCUGUCGUUCUCAGCCUGACCUCAAUAGUGACAGGAAGACCUGAUAUAUUACAGAAGGACAAGAGCAGACAAUUGGUUUGAAACUAAGCUUGCUUUUUUUAAAUAUUCCAAUAGAUACUGGAUUAGACUUUGGCUAAUGCUUCACAUUUAACAUAAUAUUGCAGGAGAAACUUUAACAUAUUUGUUGGUAUUAUAGUUUAAUUCUGAAAUAGUCUUGGUCAUUAUAAACUCUGAGCAUUCUUGAUACGGAAGUGGGAAGGGGGACGGUCUUAAUUUUCUCAAUGCAGUUUUAAUAAAUCUAAUCACAGAAGGGGAGAGAAUGUCAUUGGGUGACUUUUUAAAGUUUGUAUUA